CCCCCACACACACACACACACGCUCACGCACGCUCACGGCCACACCAAAAACCAAAUUGCUCCAUCGUCGUCGAUAUCGCGCUCACCUUGCCAUCGUCCGCAACCGGAGGACCAUCCAGACGCGACAUCACCGCACUCACCUCCGUGCGAGAGGUGCACACCCUAACGCUGAUACGGACACAUCCGCCUCGCUUGAUCGCCCAGUAUGCGCAUCAAGGAGGUCACCAUCGAUGGCUUCAAGAGCUACCCGGUGCGCACCAACAUCAAAGACUUUGACCCUUCCUUUAACGCCAUUACAGGUCUCAAUGGAAGCGGCAAGAGUAACAUCCUCGACGCCAUUUGCUUUGUACUUGGCAUCACCAAUCUGUCUGCCGUGCGCGCCACCAACCUGCAGGAUCUCAUCUACAAGCGCGGUCAAGCGGGUGUUACUCGAGCAUCCGUUAGCAUCAAUUUCGACAAUACCAAUCGCUCGCAGUCGCCUGUAGCGUUUGAGAAUGCCAACGAGAUUGUCGUCACUCGGCAGAUUGCCAUGGGUGGACUGUCCAAGUACAUGAUCAACGGUCAAAAGGCAACGCAGCAGGCCGUGCAGAACAUGUUUCAGAGCGUUCAGCUCAACAUCAACAAUCCGAACUUUCUCAUCAUGCAGGGCAAGAUCACCAAAGUACUCAACAUGAAGCCCCAAGAGAUUCUCAGCAUGAUGGAGGAGGCUGCUGGCACGCGCAUGUUUGAGGACCGCAAGGAAAAGGCCAUCAAAACCAUCACAAAGAAGGAGCAAAAGGUGAAGGAGAUUACGUCGAUCCUCACGGAAGAGAUUACGCCCAAGCUGGACAAGCUGCGUGAGGAGAAGCGCUCAUUUUUGGAAUAUCAGCGUGCGACAUCCGAGCUGGAGAGAUUGACGCGUCUAGCCAAAGCGCACGAAUGGCAGUCCCUCAGAGCGAGGUGCGAGGAAAAGACGUCUGCACUGUCUGAGCGCAGGCGGCAAGUCGAGGUGCAACAGGCAAAUGUCGACGCCCUGCGCAAGCACAUCGCCGGCAUAGAAAAAGAGUUGGAGGGCAUCGAAAUGAGGCGCGAAAACGAACUCACCAAGGGAGGCAAGAUGCAAGCAUUGGUGGAAAGGUCCAAGGCUAUGGCGCAUCAACUCGUCAAGGACAGGACCCAGCUCGAUUUCAAGGUCGCGAGCGUGGAUGAAGAGGCGAAGAGUGUGGCCCAGAAUCGGGACAGCUUGGACGCGCUGCGCAAAUCGCACGCGGAAAAGGCGGGCGCACUGGAAAGCGUGUCUGGUAGCUUUGCCACCCUCAAGGCUACCUUUGACGAGGAGGUCGCCGCAUUGGAGAGGCAAGACGAGCUGCUGCAGACCUUGCUGACCGGUAUGGGGUCCAAGGCCAGCGAUGGCGCCAAGCAGGGGGGCUAUAUGGGCCAGCUCGCCGAUGCUAGAGAGCAAGAAGCUGCGCUGGGCACCGAGAUCGAACAAGCCAAGCUGCGCAUCGGACACUUGGAAAAGGAGUGCAAAAGCAAGGAGCCGCUGGCGAAAAAGGCCGAAAAGGAAGGCGCAAGCCUGAUCGAGGAGCUUGAGACGGCGAGAUCUACCGCUGCGAAGCUCUCCGACAAGCUCGCUGCUCUCGGCUGGGAUGAAGAAAAAGAGCAAUCUCGGGCAAACAGCAAGUCAACGCUCACUUCGCGCCUGUCUGCGCUGUACGAGCAGAGGGAUCGACUCAAGUCGCGCUUGGCGGGCACAGAUUUCAGCUAUGCCGAUCCGGAGCCCAAUUUUGAUCGGAACAGGGUCAAGGGGCUUGUUGCGAGUCUUGUUGAUCUGGACGAGAACAAGCAUAAAUACUCUACCGCGCUGGAAGUUUGCGCUGGCGGCAGGCUGUACAAUGUUGUCGUCGAAGACGAAAAGGUGGGCUCGCAAUUGCUGGCCAAGGGUCAGCUCAAGAAGCGCGUCACGCUGAUUCCGCUAAACAAGAUCAGCAAUACAAUUGCCGCUUCUCAACGCAUCGGCGCCGCUCAAAAGCUGUCUCCCGGAAAAGUCGAAUUGGCCCUGCAUCUCAUCGGCUACGAGGAGCAAGUCUCGGCAGCGAUGGCCUACGUGUUUGGCAAUACUCUUAUCUGCGAGGAUGCGGAUACCGCCAAAAGGGUCACCUUCGAUGACGCGGUCAAGAUGAAGAGCGUCACGCUCGAUGGCGACGUGUACGAUCCGGCGGGCACAUUGUCCGGCGGAAGCAAACCUCAGUCGGGCGGCUUGCUCGUCAAGAUGCAGGAGCUGAAUGCUGUCGAUCGGGAGCUGAAGGAUGUCAAACGUGAGCUCGCGCGUAUUGACGGGGAGAAGAAGGCAGCACAAGAUCAAUUGGCGUCGUAUUCGAGAUUGAAGCGGGAGCUAGACCUUCAGCAGCACGCCGUGCAACUUCUCGAGGGCAGGAUGCAGAAUAGCAACGCCACGCGAAUCAUUACGGAAGUGGAUGCUCUCAAAAAGGGGAUUGCCGGGUUGCGCCAGAGCAUAGAAGCGGCCAAGACGAAGCAACAGACGGCGAGCGCUGAAGCAAAGCGGCUGGAAAAGGAGAUGGGCGAGUUUGAAAGGAACAAGGAUAGCAAGUUGGAUCAACUCAAAGCAGAUAUCAAGAAGCGGAGAGCGAGCGUGCAAAAGAAUGGCACCGAUGUCAAGGUCCGCCAAAGCGAAGUGCGGACUCUCGAAUUGGAGUUGGAGCAGGCCGCCUUGGAGGUGCAAAAUGCCGAAAAGUCUCUCGACGAGGCGAGCGCGCAGCUUCAGAGAAGCAAGUCGGAACUGUCUGGCAUGCAGGCUGCGUUAAGGGACUUGCAGACCGAGGCAGACUCGUUGGAGGCCAAGGUGGCAGCAGAGAAGAGCAUGCUGACCGGCUAUGACGAAGAGCUCGACAGUCUGCGGGAAGCUGCCAAGGUCAAGCGUCAGCAAAUUGCCGAUUCGGAGCUGGACGAUAAGCGACUCAAGCACGAGAUCGAAAAGCUCACUGGGGAGUGUGCUGGACUGGAAAAGACGAUCAAGCAGCUGGAGGUGCAAUUCGAGUGGAUCCUUGAUGAAGCAGAUCACUUUGGCAAAGCCGGCACAGCGUACGACUUUGGCAAGCACAAUAUGAACGAGGUCAAGCGGACUUGCAAGAAACUCGAAGAGCAGCAAAGCGGCAUGAAGAAGCGCGUCAACCCAAAGGUUCUGAACAUGAUCGACUCCGUCGAGAAAAAGGAGACGGAGCUCAAGACGAUGAUGUCGACGGUGCAAAAAGAUCAAUCCAAGAUCGAAGAGACGAUUGCGGAGCUGGAUCGAUACAAGCGCGACGCGCUGCAGACCACGUGGGAAAAGGUCAAUGGCGACUUUGGCGAAAUUUUCAACGAGCUCUUGCCGGGCAAUUACGCAAAGCUGCAACCGCCUGAAGGCAUGGACAUUACGCAAGGACUCGAAGUCAAGGUUAGGCUGGGUCAAGUCUGGAAGCAGAGCUUGACCGAGCUGAGCGGUGGACAGAGGUAAGAGAGGCGUUGAAGCUGGAUGUUAGACCUUGCGUGCUGAAUACCCACGGCCCAUGGCCGUCCGCAGAUCCCUCAUUGCACUCUCGCUCAUCAUGUCGUUGUUGCAAUUCAAGCCCGCGCCAAUGUACAUCCUGGACGAAGUCGACGCUGCCCUCGACCUUUCGCACACGCAGCAUCUGGGAC
Messenger RNA from Ceraceosorus guamensis, 3675 nucleotides. Its product is annotated as putative SMC2-chromosome segregation protein. Gene Ontology annotation, biological process: chromosome organization. Bases 206 to 3493 code for a protein of 1095 amino acids. Gene Ontology annotation, molecular function: ATP hydrolysis activity; protein binding; ATP binding. Lineage: Eukaryota; Fungi; Basidiomycota; Exobasidiomycetes; Ceraceosorales; Ceraceosoraceae. Gene Ontology annotation, cellular component: chromosome. The record is from RefSeq and is a predicted model, not a curated record. The transcript is spliced from 6 exons.